Molecule: messenger RNA, 861 nt
Organism: Pteropus alecto (black flying fox)
Lineage: Eukaryota; Metazoa; Chordata; Mammalia; Chiroptera; Pteropodidae
Gene: HAAO
Product: 3-hydroxyanthranilate 3,4-dioxygenase
Exons: 10
Coding region: 1-861 (286 amino acids)
Biological process (GO): 'de novo' NAD+ biosynthetic process from L-tryptophan; quinolinate metabolic process
Cellular component (GO): cytoplasm
Molecular function (GO): iron ion binding; 3-hydroxyanthranilate 3,4-dioxygenase activity
Source: RefSeq, a predicted model, not a curated record
AUGAACCGUCCUGUGAGAGUGCGGAUUUGGGUGGAAGAGAACCGGGACUCCUUCCUUCCUCCUGUCUGCAACAAGCUCCUGCAUCAGAAGCAGCUCAAAGUCAUGUUCGUCGGGGGCCCCAACAUCAGGAAGGACUACCACAUCGAGGAGGGUGAGGAGUUGUUUUAUCAGCUGAAGGGCGACAUGGUUCUCCAAGUCCUGGAACAAAGGAAACACCGGGAUGUGGUCAUUCGGCAGGGAGAGAUAUUCCUCCUGCCUGCUGGGGUCCCCCACUCUCCACAGAGGUUUGCUAACACUGUGGGGCUGGUGAUUGAGCGGAAGCGGCUGAAAACCGAGCUAGAUGGACUCAGGUACUACAUGGGAGACACUGCGGAUGUCCUCUUUGAGAAGUGGUUCUACUGUGAGGACCUUGGCACACAGCUGGCCCCCAUCAUCCAGGAGUUCUUCAUCUCUGAGCAGUACAGAACUGGAAAGCCCAUCUCUGACCAGCUGCUCAAGGAACCACCAUACCCCCUGAGCACACGAUCUGUCAUGGAGCCCGUGUCCCUGAAGACCUGGCUAGAUGGCCACCACGAGAAGCUGCAGGCAGGCACACCCCUCAGCCUGUUUGGGGACACCUAUGAGACCCAGGUGAUCGUCCACGGACAAGGCAGGAACAAAGGCCCGAGACUGGACGUGGACAUGUGGCUGUGGCAGCUGGAAGGCUCCUCUAUGGUGACGAUGGGGGGACAGUGCCUGAGCCUGACCCCUGAUGACAGCCUCCUGGUGCCUGCUGGGACUGAAUAUGCCUGGGAGCGAGAGCAAAGCUCUGUGGCCCUGGCUGUGACCCAGGACCCCGCUCGCAAGAAGCCUCUGGAGUGA